Messenger RNA from Astyanax mexicanus (Mexican tetra), 1555 nucleotides. It is a transcript of the gene rnf224, whose product is annotated as ring finger protein 224. Bases 1016 to 1501 code for a protein of 161 amino acids. The transcript has 4 exons. Lineage: Eukaryota; Metazoa; Chordata; Actinopteri; Characiformes; Acestrorhamphidae. The record is from RefSeq and is a predicted model, not a curated record.
UGUACUAUUGUUGGGAUGAUUAAGUCCUCUAACCCUAUAGAGCAGACCCAUGCUGAUGACAGGCUGUCUGUAGGUGGCUCAGCUCAGGUUUCAGCCACUCUUUUGUGGCGGCUGUAAGUUGAUAGACCUUCCAUCUUCUACUGUCCUCCCACGGCCAACUGACCUCCAUUCAGAUCACCACAUAUACAUUCUGGACUGGAGUGGAAAAUACAAGCAUACGGACUGACCUCAGAACAGUGAGAAUCAGAGCUGAGAGUGCCCUCCCCCUAAGUUACUGUAAUGUGAGCUUGUCUUGCUUUUCACCUGCUUAGACAGCUGAUACAGAAGACAACAGACAUGGGUUAUACUCCUGGCAGGUGAUACUGGCUUGGUUUUGGUGGAUUUUCUUUAAAAGCAGAGAUUAAGAGAUCUGGACUACCGGACCAGUUUUACUACAAGAUUGAGCUGCUUUUACACAUGUAUAAUUAACACCACAGGGCAGCUGGAGGGAAAUACAUCCUUUAAAAAGGAGGCAAACAAGUGUGUGUGUGUGUGUGUGUCUGUGUGUGUUUGUGUGUAAGGCGUGGGUGCACAGUGACAGGCGGACCUUAAAUAUUAAAGACUGUGGAAGCACACAUUCUCCAUUAGAGAGGGUCUGGUGUGGUUUGAAGCGAGACUGAAGUGAUACAGGCUAAACCUCAGUGUUUUAAGUCACAUAUAAGAUAAGAUUCUAUCUUAGGAAAGUGUUUUUGAGUGUUUGUGAGUGAGUGUGUGUAAGUGAAUAAGUUAUUGAGUAUUCAUGUACGCCUGCAGACAGGUGCAAAACCAGCUGGUCAGUGACAUGACUGGAACAGAAGAGACUAAACCUGAAAGUGAAUUCAGCCAGCUGUCCAUGCUGAUAUGGAUGGCUCCAUGAGAGGACUACCACUACUGGAGCUACAGAGGACAAGCUGGAAUCUUCAAAUUCUGAGAGAACUCACUGGCAGCAGCACAUCUCAAAAAAGUUGGUAUGGAGCAACAAAAAAAGUAAAACAGAAUGACGGAGGAUGAGGGCCCAGUGCCGGAGGUUCCAGCAGAGCCUAAUGAGGAAGUUCAGCCCUCUAGGGACAGUCGAAAGCUGGACUGCAUUAUCUGUUUCAGCGCCUUUAAUCUGGCAGAGAGACUCCCAAGGAAGCUCUACUGCGGCCAUACCUUCUGCCAGGCCUGCCUGCGGAGACUGGAUACCGUCAUCAAUGAGCAGAUGUGGAUUCCUUGUCCACAGUGCCGACAGAACACCCCUCUGCCUCGUGGGGGUGCUAUUGGGCUGGACCUGGACCUGGCAGCUUUCCUGGGAGUCAAAGCUGAGGCAGAGAACCAGAGAAGCAGCCCUCAGAAAACUCCUCUGGAGACCAAGUCUUCAUUUGUCAAGCAGCCCAUCACAGAUCAGCCUCCAUCUGCCUGGGCCAACGUGGCGCUGGCAGAAUCCCGCUUUCAUAGGAGUCCAUGCUGUAGGCGGUGCCUGCUCUGCUGCUGGUGGUGUUAGAUCCAAUAAAAACACUGGACAUGUGACAAAUUAAAGGAAAAACAGUCUUUGGAA